Messenger RNA from Pocillopora meandrina, 4066 nucleotides. The record is from the annotation of a GenBank genome assembly. Lineage: Eukaryota; Metazoa; Cnidaria; Anthozoa; Scleractinia; Pocilloporidae.
UCAGUGAAAGCUUUACGACAAGCCCCAGUUAUCAGUCAGGUUACAAUGUUUCGACUAAGCAAUUUCUUUCUGGUCCUCGUUUUGUUUGGAGUUUUCCCAGAAGCGAAGACUGUUCGGGUGAGUUAUCAAGAAUUAUCAUCUUAGAUAAUCAAUUACUCUUUUUGAGCAUGCAUAGUUUUUUAACGUGAUCGAUGUGCGAUCAUUUUUUUUUAAGGAGAAGCCGCAAUCUGAACAACCUUUUUGAAAUGGCAAAAUCAGUCAGUGCCUUUAAAUUACUCCUAAGCAAAUUUUGCUGAGUUAUAAUUCUAGCGUUCCUACUGUUUGAAUUGCCUUGGUGUGAAACUCACCCUGGCUCAAAUGUAUGGUGUACACUCAUUGACGAAAGCUCUGUUUAUGUCUCAAAUCUCGGGAGGCAAAAGUUUAAACCUUAAAUCUAUCACCCUAUAGCAAUUUUCUCACGGGACGAUUUCCUUACGUAAGUUGAGAGAACAAUGAGCCUAAAAUCGUCUCUAGUUUCCAAGACACUUUAGGAAUGCUUCAGAAAAAUUUUCCUUUUGAAGAGCAAUUAAAUGCGUUCAAAACCUGUGUCUGUUUUAAGAAACUACUUCGAUGAACUUGAUUUACCAACGUUCAUAGCAAAAAAAAGCUUGCUCAGUUAAGAGGGACAAAGCAGAACUAGGAGGGAGGCAGAUAAAUCGAAACGCACAAAUUAUUUUGUCUCUGACUUUCGAUAAAAUUCAUUUCUCAAUAUCUCUCUCAAGUUUGAAAACUAGAGGGAUCGCGAAAAAAAGAAACAAUAUGAUUUACUGAGAAUGUCAUAAAAUCGAAACCAGUUUCCUUUAAUUUUGAGAUUAAAACUUGUCGGAAAGGGUAUUAAUUCAAUCAUAAGCAGUCAUAAGGUGAUGUAAUCCAAAAUUUCCAAAAAGAUUUUUCGAAGUGUUAUACAAAUUUCAUUAUGGUUCUCCAAAACGCCAUAAAACUGUUACCAAUUGUCGCGAUUGAACAUUGAUAUUUUAUUUAGUUUUAGUAAAUUUUUAUCUUGCUUGUACGCAUUGCGUGCCAUUGCUUUAGUGACGUUUGGGUCAUGUGAUAUACGCGACCUCAGGGUUGAGAAAUGUAACAAUAAAUAGUUGAGUUUUGGAAAGCAGUCCUUGUUUUUGCGGUUGAAGUGGGAUGGCCAUUAUCUACAGGUAUAACUGUCUCGAUAGAGAAAAGCUGACAGGCUGGAUAUUCAGAAAACAAAGUCAAAAUCAGUUCUAAGAACUGAAGGUUCUAUCAAGAAAAUAACUUUUACAGAAUAAAAAUGUGAUGUUUCCCAACUUUUAAACCAGGUUUCCUAUGCCGGAGAAAACAAAGCUCGUGGAGCAUCUCUCGUAAAAAGAAGCACUGGACACACUCACGCGGCCAGGUCAAUUUGGGGUAGGUACACCUUACUUUGAAUUGGUUGGCGGUAAAUAAUCAAGAGCCUAAGCAUGUUUAGCUGGAUGUCAAAACCAAACAUAACAGAUAAUUAUCAUUAGUAAGAGCUUACAAGUAGAAAUACUUACUACUUUUGUAAAUACUUUUACUUGACUAAUGUUCCAAGAUUUACCAGUUUUCUUAAGUCGCCUAACUUUAUUAUGAUCACGCUCUGCUUUACCAACAGAUUGCAGCUGUUUCCUACCAUUGGGAAUGGAAAGCGGCUAUCUUCCAGACAGUGCUUUAUCAGCAUCCACAUCUUACAGCGCUAAUCACAUCUCUAAAUUUUCCCGCCUUAACAAGAUUCCCGCCAAGGGUAAGGCUGGGGCAUGGUGCGCUGCUAGUAAUAAUCGCAACCAGUGGCUGCAAGUUUUCUUUGGACGUGAGACCACAGUGACUAAGGUGGCGAUUCAAGGGAGGUAUAGUUGUUGCAGUCAAUGGGUGGCAAGCUUCAAAUUAUCUUACAGUUCAGAUGGAAUCCAUUGGGCCUGGUACAGACUCUCUGAUGGACAAACCAAGGUUAAUGUAGUUCACUCAACAAUUUUACUUUUACUGAGAAGUCACGUUCAAGACCGAAAGGGAAAAAACACAGUCUGUGUUACCUUUUUUAUUCUCUUUAUUUUCCUCAGAUGUUUCAUGUGAACGAGAAGCAUAAUUUGCUGACAUUACCAAGUUAUUAAAAUCAUUCUAAUUAAACAAUAAGUAAGACAAAUACUAACUUUGAGGACAGGAAAAACCGCGAUCAAUAUUGAUACCUAAAUCAAGGAGUGCACACUCUCUUUCUUAAAUUAGGCACUCAUUGUGUAUACGUAUGACAUCAAGUGCUGUGGCCUUUCAGGCUUCAAAUUUAAAUUUUUUUUUAAAACAUCAUCUGAGUUGUGCAUUAUAUUUAUGUUGAAGUGAUAAAUUAGAUGCUUUCAUAUCGUCAGAUAUUUGGAGGAAAUGUAGAUGAAAACACUCCUGUGUACAACUUCCUCCAUCCCCAUAUUGAAGCUACAUAUAUCCGAUUCCAUCCUUGGACUUGGCACAACCAUAUUUCCAUGAGAGCUGAGGUUUACGGAUGCAAUGGUAAUUUACUUUUUGUUGGAUUAAUUUAUUCUAAGUCCGAUAUUUUUCAAGAUACGAAGUACAAAUAAAAAUUUGUUCUAGGGAGCAAUGAAGCUUUUUGUUUCCGUUUUUUUCUUUGAUUUAUUUGCCUCAGAUUUUUUUUCAUUUUCUUGUUUUAUUUUUCUGUACACAUUCAUGUUUCGUUGCUCAACAGCACACUUCAAUCUUAAGCAACGUUAAGGCUGAGAAGAAACUUCUUGUCUAUAGACAUUACAGCGUAAAACGUUUUUUCAUCUGCAUAGUAAUUAUGAAAAUCUCAAUGAUAAAAAACCGACUGUACCUUAAGAUAUCAGAUACAAGGCUUCUCAUUUCGAUUAAAAUCGAAAUGAGAAAAAAAUUUUUUUUUAAAUUAUAGAUAAUUUGACAUUUAUAUCUUUUGAUGAAGUUUUACCGUUUCAUUCCCAUUUUGUCUCUUAUUUUCGACAUAUUCAAGUUUAUCACUGCCAGAUGUCGCUUGGAAUGGAAGAUGGCCGCAUCAAAGACAGUGCACUGUCUGCCUCGUCAUUCUACUCAGCAAAGAAUACCGCCAAACUGGGUCGAUUAAACCUCGAGCCACCAUCUGGCUAUGCGGGGGCAUGGAGUGUCAAGACCAACGAUGCCCACCAAUGGAUCCAAAUCGAUCUUGGCAGACCCACUACUGUGACCAAAGUCGCCACACAAGGGAGGCAAAAUUGUUGUAAUCAAUGGGUGACCAGCUAUGCUGUUUCCUAUAGUCUUGUGAGCCCCAAUUGGGUCUACUACAUGAGCCAUGGGAACAAGAAGGUAAAUCUUGGAGAAAUCCUGUUUUUCCAACGUCACAUAAAUUUUCGACAGUCUUUCUAAAAUAAUCUAGGUCUACUUUGGUUUUAGUCCACCAUACUCAACAUAAUGAUCGGCCUAGAGAACAUCGUGCUAGCUUUUAAUCCAAUCAGCAGUAAACCUAAAACCAAUAGCAACUUGGUCAGUCACCGUUUUCUUCGCUUUUGACAGUAACUUAGCCUUAGCGGGAGUUCUGGUCGGCUGCUAGUGGUAUUUUUCUUAGUUCUGUUUAGCUGUACUACUCUAAAUAGAUAAAUGCUCUUAAAUUAACCGAUUUAACCGUCUCGUGAGUUGCAAAGAAUGAGCUUGAACUCGCAUUUAUAUUUUGAAAUAUGUAUCUAGAUAAAAAUUUUUGAGACUGAUGUUCAACAAAAUUUUAUUACAGGUAUUUCCUGGAAAUUACGAUCGCCACUCUAUUGUUACUCAUGAAUUUGUUCCGGCAUUCCACGCACGCCUUGUCAAAAUCCAUCCACUAUCCUACAAUUAUUGGAUAAGCAUGCGCAUAGAGUUGUACGGAUGUCCCAUAAAGGUAAGACUUGGGCAAGAUUUUUCUUUACUUAGAACUUUUUGUUCACUUUUAACGCUGAUACACAUAGUUUGUAUAAGAGUUUUAUGCUUGCUAUUGGGAUAGGCGUCGUCAGGUCUUGUUUUAAUAUGAUGUAUAAUCUCAUGAUAUUUUUUAUUCAUUUUAUAGGGAAUCUAA